Messenger RNA from Solenopsis invicta (red fire ant), 2093 nucleotides. It is a transcript of the gene Idh3g, whose product is annotated as isocitrate dehydrogenase [NAD] subunit gamma, mitochondrial. Gene Ontology annotation, biological process: isocitrate metabolic process; tricarboxylic acid cycle. The coding region runs from base 274 to 1428 and encodes 384 amino acids. The record is from RefSeq and is a predicted model, not a curated record. The transcript has 3 exons. NCBI's taxonomy places the organism in Eukaryota, Metazoa, Arthropoda, Insecta, Hymenoptera, Formicidae. Gene Ontology annotation, cellular component: mitochondrion.
UUCUGGGACUGAUACUCAACCAAGACCCCAAUUGGCUAAUUUAAUGUAAAACUUUUUAACUGGCUGUUUCAAUGGAAAAAUUCAAAGCAGCGACCGUUGUGAAUGGCUGUGAUCAAUUGCAACGUGGUCAAAUAGACGCUCCCCUCCAUCCGCGUGCAAUCAUCGUACAGCGAGUGUGGCGAAUCUAGCGUGGUGUUUGGCAAGGUCUCUCGGGUGCGUCGAGGGUGUCAUUAAAAUAGCACUCGCAAGAAUAACACGAAACAAUACGGCGAGAUGGCUGCCCGCUCAGUGUUAAAGUACCUGAAACCCAAGGCCGUGAUAUAUCAGAGCCACCGAUGCGCCUCGUUGUCUGGCUUCGAUAUCCAGCACAAAACUCCUACUAUCAGAAAGGUGAUGCCCAUACCGAAGGCUCAUUACGGUGGCAGGCAUACGGUUACCAUGCUGCCCGGAGCUGGCAUUGGACCUGAGUUGAUGGGUUAUGUAAAAGAGGUUUUCAAGUACGCUGGCGUACCUGUGGACUUUGAAGACGUCGAGAUCGAUCCCAAUGCUGAUGACAACGUCGAUCUAGAUUACGCAAUUACGUCGAUACGCAGGAAUGGAGUUGCCUUGAAGGGCAACAUAGAAACGCAUAGCACAGAAGCUGGCGUCCUCUCUCGAAAUGUCGCGUUGCGAAACGAGCUGGAUCUCUACGUGAAUGUUUUGCACUGUGUUUCUUAUCCAGGCGUGAACUCGCGUCAAAAGAACAUCGAUAUCGUCAUCGUGAGGCAGAACACCGAGGGUGAGUACUCCAUGCUGGAGCAUGAGAGUGUCUACGGCGUUAUUGAGAGCAUGAAAGUCAUUACAAACUUCAACUCGGAACGCGUCGCUCGUUAUGCAUUCGAGUAUGCCAAGAGGAACGGCCGCAAGAAGGUCACGACGGUCCACAAAGCAAACAUCAUGAAGCUUUCGGAUGGACUCUUCUUGGAAAUCUCGCGGCGGGUCGCCAAGGAUUACCCGGAUAUUAUCCAUAACGAUAUGAUUAUCGACAACUGUUGCAUGCAGCUCGUAUCGAAUCCGCAUCAGUUCGACGUCGUGUUAACGACCAAUUUGUACGGCGCCAUUGUGUCGAACGUGGUGUGUGGUUUGUUGGGCGGCGCUGGUUUAUUAGCCGGUAAAAAUUACGGCGGCCAUUACACGAUCUUCGAGCCGGGUACUCGUAACACCGGCACCAGCAUCGCCGGCAAGAACAUCGCGAAUCCGAUCGCGAUGUUGAACGCCGCGGCUGACAUGUUGCGUCAUCUAGGUCAUAAGCAUCACGCCACCCUUAUCCAAAACGCGAUUAACAAGACGCUUAAUCAAGGAAUACACACUCGUGACCUCGGCGGCACCGCGACGAGCAGAGAUGUCGUCGACAAUAUUCUUAAACACAUCAAAAUCGCAACCGCUUAAGACUGAAUUAUUAUUGAUCUAGCCGAAAUCUCUUGUAGCACAGCUGUCCGUGGAAUGUGGCGAGUACUAAGUACAUAUACCAAGAAUCUUGUGUGAUUUCUAGUGAGAUAACGUAAAGGAUAAAUAUACCAUAAGCUAGUUAAGGCAAUUGCGAAAUAAGGAACCGUUCCGACAAUAUGCGAUAACGAGAUUUCGUCUAUUGGCCGAAAUUGCAAAAUAUUUCUUCUUUAUAAAAUCAUUGUUUUAAAAUGGAUAAAUUUUGGCUUGCGAUAGAUCACGAAUAUGCUCUGUAAUAUAUUUUAAUGACUUGUUCAACUGGACUAAUAAUUGGAAUUUGUAAAAUAUUUACUGUAUAUUGUAAGUAGUGGCAGUUCCUAUAGAUGAAUUUACCAAAUAUUAUCACUGUGAGAGUAACUUGUAUGAAAUGUAAAAUACUUGUUACACCUUACCAUUAAAAGAAUACUCACCGAUAUUUGUGUGCGUAAGAAAAAUACGAUCACGACUUGUUAAGUUAACAAAAUGUUCGUAUGCCGCCUUAGUACAAUUUUAUCUAGUUGAAUUAAAACUAUGACACAUAAUGUAAAAUUACACUUUACUGUUAAGGUACCUCGUUACAUUGUAAAGUGUACAUACCACCGCGUUCAUAAAUAAAAUGUAUAAAUUUA